UCUGAUGAUCCCCUCGUGUCACCUGACCACAGACACUUCUCUCAUUCCGCUCAAGUGGAGGAUAUCUGAUGAGAAAGCUCAGUUUGAGAUUCACAGUCUGGUUUCUGUUUUUCUGGAGGAUCUCUGCAUGCCGUUCCACUGUUCCUCCUCGUGUAGACCAGAAGCACAUCAUGUUUUCUGUUUAAUGAUCAACUCAUCAGCAACAGAACAGACAUAAAGGGACUUUGGGCUUCUUUAAACAGAAAACAGAAAGCUGAAAGAUCUCCAGCAGUCAUGAAGUUCUUUCAUCUGAGAAUGGAGAAGCGCACAGUCAUGAAGCUGGCCUUGCUCCUGUUCAUCAUCAUCUCAACCAACGCUUUCCCAGCAGAGGAGCACUCUGAGGAGAGGAACCCGGCUCUGUCAGAGAGUCGCUCUGCCUUCGCCGCUCUGGAUGAAGUCCGGCUCAUUGCUAACGGGCUCCUGCAGCUCGGCAAAAACCUGAAGGACUUUGUGCAGAAGACCAAGGGCCAGUUCAGAGACAUCCUGCAAAAGCUCAACAUUUUUGACAAGUCCUUCAACCAGCUUUCUGUUCUGGCCAGCGAGAUCAAAGAGGAAGAAGAGACACUGAAGAAGACCACAGUGGUGCUCAAAGCCAAUAAUGAGGAGAUAAAGAGUCUGUCCAUGGAGAUUAACUCCAAAGUUGAAGACAUCAUAAGGGAGAGAAUCCAGCUGUGGAACCAGGUUGGAGAGCUCGAGGAGAAACUGAGUGGACUUUCUCAAGGUCUUCUCUCGGCAGAUCAGAUCGCAGAAAUUUCAGCACUCAAAGAGGUGAUCCAAGUCCAAGAAAGGAGCAUCUCAGACCUUCUGAAGGCGGUGAAGGAGCAAAGUGAGAACUUACACGACCAGAAAAACAAGAUCAAAAGUCUGGAGGAAAAGCUGAACUCCGCCAACCUUCAGGAAACUCGGUCCAAGUUCAGCCUGGAUGCCGAGGUCUACAGCGUGUCCGAUUAUCUGUCCAACUAUUCCGCCGAUGGGAGCUUUUCCAGCAAUUUCCCACGAGACUGCGGUGAGGUCUUCAGGAACGGAGAGAGAACCAGCGGCCUGCAUCCCGUCCAGCCGAACGGAUCAGAACCGUUCCUCGUCUACUGCGAAUUCACGCAGGAUGCAGCCUUCACGGUCAUUCAGCGCAGACUCGGCGGCUCGGUGGAUUUCGACCGCUCUUGGAAAAGCUAUGAAGAUGGAUUUGGAGACUUCAGGAGUGAGUUCUGGCUCGGUCUGAGGAAGAUCUUCUCCAUCUCCAGGCAGGCCGGCUGUCUCCUGCGCAUUCAGACGGAGGACUGGAAACAGGACAAGCAGUCGAUGGAGUUCCAGUACACGCUGGACGGCUCCGACUCCAACUACACCAUCCAUGUGAAGGCAGGAGACGUGAGCUUGGACGAGGCCGUCUCUACAGCACUGAGGUUCUCCACUAAAGACCACAGCGAUGGGAAAAGACCCAGAGGUCCACAGUGUACUCAGGAUUAUUCAGGAGGCUGGUGGUUCAGCGCAUGUGGAGACAUCAACCUGAACGGAAAAUGCAUCCAGAGCCAAUCUCGCAGGAAAGGAGUCCAGGGGAAGCUCCAUAAAGGACAUUUAAAAUCCACACAGAUUUCCAUUCGUCAUCAUCACGAAGCGUGAAAUCGCCUGUAAAAUGACGUGGAAAUGUGAAAAGAUGCGUGAAAUCACGACUCUGUAAUUCCAAAAGGCAUUAAAAUUGAGCAUCAUGUCGGUUUAAACAAA
Messenger RNA from Silurus meridionalis, 1758 nucleotides. Its product is annotated as angiopoietin-related protein 3-like. The coding region runs from base 274 to 1656 and encodes 460 amino acids. Gene Ontology annotation, biological process: triglyceride homeostasis; phospholipid catabolic process; cholesterol homeostasis. The record is from RefSeq and is a predicted model, not a curated record. NCBI's taxonomy places the organism in Eukaryota, Metazoa, Chordata, Actinopteri, Siluriformes, Siluridae. The transcript is spliced from 8 exons.